Molecule: messenger RNA, 2076 nt
Organism: Oryza brachyantha (malo sina)
Lineage: Eukaryota; Viridiplantae; Streptophyta; Magnoliopsida; Poales; Poaceae
Product: NADH:quinone reductase
Exons: 6
Coding region: 254-1243 (329 amino acids)
Molecular function (GO): nitronate monooxygenase activity
Source: RefSeq, a predicted model, not a curated record
UCAGUCGCGGCGCCUGGUCGCCGUCCGCCGUGACGUCCUCGCUGACGUUGGACUUGGAUGGGCGGGCUCGGUGGAGGCGGUUCGCACUUCGCAGAUGCCGCACGGCUCGUCGGCGUCGUCUACCUACCCUACUCCCGACACGUCCGCGCCAGCUUAAACCCGCUCCCGCCUCCUCGUCAUCCGGCAGCAGCUUCCCCCCGCUUGCGCAUCCCGUCGCCGUGCCCUGGCCGCUGCAUCGCACCUGCGCGGCGAGAUGGGGUGGAAGGGCAUCUUGGGGUUCGACUACGGCGUCGUGCAGGCGCCGCUCGGGCCCGACAUCUCCGGCCCGGAGCUCGUCGCCGCCGUUGCCAACGCCGGCGCCAUCGGCCUCCUCCGCCUCCCGGAGUGGCCGGCGCCGGACCAAGUGAGGAAUCUCAUACGGAAGACAAGGCGCCUGACGGAGAAGCCGUUUGGGGCGGCCAUCGUGCUGGCCUUCCCGCACGACGAGAACCUGAGGGUCGUGCUGGAAGAGAAGCUCGCCGUGCUGCAGGUUUACUGGGGAGAGUUCCCGAGGGAGCGGGUCGAUGAGGCGCACCGCGCCGGUGUCAAGGUGUUGCAUCAGGUUGGUAGCCUUGAGGAUGCAGCAAAAGCCAAGGAAGCUAGUGUAGAUGGGAUAAUUGUUCAAGGCCGUGAAGCAGGGGGGCAUGUGAUUGGUCAGGAAGGACUGCUACCUUUGUUGCCCAGAGUAUUGGGUCUAGUUUCAGAUAGUGGCAUUUCAGUUAUUGCCGCUGGUGGAAUUGUAGAUGGCCGUGGCUAUGCUGCUGCAUUGGCACUUGGUGCUCAGGGCGUUUGCUUAGGAACUAGGUUCCUGGCUACCGAGGAAAGUUUUGCACAUCCACUGUAUAAGAAAAGGAUAACUGAGAUGAAUUGCACGGACUAUACCAAUGUGUUCGGGCGUGCUAGAUGGCCUGGUGCUCCUCAACGUGUCCUGAAAACAACCUUCUAUGAUCAGUGGAAGAAUCUCCCAGAUCAAGAAACAGAGGAAAAUCAGCCUAUCAUAGGCCACACUAUCAUCCAUGGUGUGCACAGGGAUAUUCGUCGGUUUGCUGGUACUGUUCCUAAUGCGACAACUACUGGUGAUAUUGAUAGCAUGGUCAUGUACGCUGGUCAAGGUGUUGGACUAAUCACAGAGAUCAUUCCAGCUAGUGAAGUUGUCAAUAGGAUAGUUGCUGAAGCACAGCAUGUCAUCAGAAAAGCUUUCUGAUUUUCCCGUACCGUCAGAGGAGCACCAGUAAAUACUAUAUGUGGUAUUUGUGAGCUACGACCAACGAAAACGAAAGUAUAGCAAGUCCACAACGUUGUGCAUAGUAUAUCUGCAAAAUUAUACAGUAUAGCUUGCUUCCAUGUCUAUUUGCAAUAAGAACUAUUGAAAUGAAUGAUUUUACAAAGGUGUUCUCUUCUUUUGGCUUCUACUGUUCUACAUGCAUGGUGUGGACUAAUGGUCUAGUAGACUGGUACUCUGGUAUUUUGAAUCGAGUUGGACUUGGUUGGGGUCUUGCAGCUGGAGUAUAUGGCAUGUUUUUCUGUCCAGAAGCCAUUGAUGCACUGGUCGGCCCUUUCACCAACCUAAUAACUAGAGAGGGCUUGCUUCAGUUCUCUGGACCACUCUUCACUCCCCUGCCCAUCCCGUUGGGCUUCUGGCUAUAUCAUCCAUCGGAGGUAAAGCAGAGCCAAGAACAGUGGUGCUACAAUUUUUGGGACCAGCCUCUGAGGGCUGAGUUGGAUACUGACAUGGAUUUUUGUCCAUGCAAUGGUUGGAAUAUGUCAUUGAUUGAUGGCUCUGGAAGUAAUCAAGUGAAUGUUCACAUGAGCAGUGUGCUGAAUACACUUGAUGCACUUGCUUUAUGUUAAUCAGAUUAUGAGAGGAUAUGUAAAUGUAACAUUUUUUUAAUGGUUACCGGCUUAUUGCAGCAUAGGAAAAAUGUAUCCCAUCCAUAUGAUGUCGAACUCUAGUGAAAGCGUUUUCAGGUCCCGACGGUUUCGCUUGAUCAUAAUGCUUAACUCCGUUUGCCUGACUAUAACAGGAAUAGGGCCUAU